UCGAAGGAGGCGCAAUGACUGCGAAAUUAAAGAGAGUGGAAAUUGAGAACUUCAAGUCGUUUAGAGGCUUAAAUAGAAUUGGUCCUUUGAAACAGUUUUCAGUUGUGACUGGUCCAAAUGGCUCAGGUAAAUCAAAUUUUAUGGAUGCUGUCAGUUUUGGUGCUUGUGUGAAAACAAGCCAUUUACGUGCUCACCAGGUGUCUCAUUUGGCACACAGUACAAGCACCCUCGAUUCUAGAAGCACCGCAGUGACAAUUGUACUUGAAUUAAGUGAUGCAGUGGAGAUAUAUUUAACAAGAAGACUCAUGGGAAAUGUAUCUAAAUAUAUGAUAGACCAGCAGUUAAGAGUUGGGACAGUGUUGUGUGUGAUGCUGUAA
This is a messenger RNA of Schistocerca cancellata (South American locust), 377 nucleotides long. RefSeq lists its product as uncharacterized. Gene Ontology annotation, biological process: sister chromatid cohesion. Gene Ontology annotation, cellular component: nucleus; cohesin complex. Gene Ontology annotation, molecular function: DNA binding. The record is from RefSeq and is a predicted model, not a curated record. The transcript is spliced from 4 exons. Bases 15 to 377 code for a protein of 120 amino acids. NCBI's taxonomy places the organism in Eukaryota, Metazoa, Arthropoda, Insecta, Orthoptera, Acrididae.